Molecule: messenger RNA, 832 nt
Organism: Polypterus senegalus (gray bichir)
Lineage: Eukaryota; Metazoa; Chordata; Cladistia; Polypteriformes; Polypteridae
Product: gastrula zinc finger protein XlCGF7.1-like
Exons: 3
Coding region: 32-832 (266 amino acids)
Biological process (GO): regulation of transcription by RNA polymerase II
Molecular function (GO): DNA-binding transcription factor activity; RNA polymerase II cis-regulatory region sequence-specific DNA binding
Source: RefSeq, a predicted model, not a curated record
AGAAAAAGCUGCUCUUUACUAGAACAUCUCAAUGGAUGUGAACCAGGACACAAAUAUCAUGGAGAAAAUUCUACGUAUUAAGGAGGAUGACUGUGAGUGGGAGUCCAUCUACCUUAAACAGGAAAGUCUGAGCAUCAAGGAGGAGGACAGUGAACUGCAGUCAGUGAGCAUUAAAGAAGAACCUGAAGAGAAGUCUGUCAGUAUUGAGACACAUAGCCAUGUAAAAGAAGACAACUGUCAUGAUGGGUUUCAAGAUGGAGUGGUGACCAGGUUAGACUCUUCUCAGAGCAGACACUGUUCAUCUCCAGAGCCUUCUAUCAAUGUGAAGUCUGAACCAAAAAGGGCUGAGGAAACUACAUCUGUUAGAGCGCAGAAAAAUAAGCGACCACCUUCAAAGAAGUCUGGAAAAAGAAAAAAAGAUCACUGCAGUGUGGAAUGUGGCAGAGAAUUCUCUAACAGGAGUGCUCUUCAGAAACACACGAGAGUUCACACGGGAAAGAAGCCAUAUUGCUGUAAUGAAUGUGGUAAUCAGUUUUCACGAAGAGGAGAUCUUCAGAUACACACAAGAGUUCACACCGGAGAGAAGCCAUAUUGCUGUAAUGAAUGUGGUAAACAGUUUUCACAAAAAAGCAAUCUUCAAAGACACAUGAAAGUUCACACUGGAGAGAAGCCAUAUUGCUGUAAUCAAUGUGAUAAACAGUUUUCAUAUAUGAACAGUCUGAAGAACCACACCAGAGUUCACACCGGAGAGAAGCCUUAUUGCUGUAAUGAAAAUGGUAAACAGUUUUCACAAAUGUUCUUCAGAGACACACUAGAUUUCACGCCAGAAUAA